Dipodomys spectabilis (banner-tailed kangaroo rat) is the source of this 23508-nucleotide messenger RNA. It is a transcript of the gene Dst, whose product is annotated as dystonin. Gene Ontology annotation, cellular component: membrane; intermediate filament; cytoskeleton. Lineage: Eukaryota; Metazoa; Chordata; Mammalia; Rodentia; Heteromyidae. The record is from RefSeq and is a predicted model, not a curated record. The transcript has 99 exons. Gene Ontology annotation, biological process: intermediate filament cytoskeleton organization; hemidesmosome assembly; cytoplasmic microtubule organization. Gene Ontology annotation, molecular function: microtubule binding; calcium ion binding; structural molecule activity. The coding region runs from base 1 to 22614 and encodes 7537 amino acids.
AUGGCGGGCUACCUGUGCCCCGCCGCCUACCCGGCCGCCGAGGAGCGCGAGUUCCUGCAGGCCUACGAGGACGUGCUGGAGCGGUACAAGGAUGAGCGAGACAAAGUCCAAAAGAAAACUUUCACAAAAUGGAUAAACCAGCAUCUCAUGAAGGUUCGCAAACACGUGAAUGACCUCUAUGAAGACUUAAGGGAUGGACACAGCUUGAUCUCCCUCCUAGAGGUUCUUUCUGGGGACACCUUGCCCAGGGAGAAAGGUCGAAUGCGCUUUCACAGACUGCAGAAUGUACAAAUUGCACUGGACUAUUUGAAAAGACGCCAGGUGAAGUUGGUGAACAUCAGGAACGAUGACAUCACGGAUGGCAACCCCAAACUGACACUCGGGUUGAUAUGGACAAUAAUUUUGCACUUUCAGAUCUCUGACAUCCAUGUGACGGGAGAGUCGGAGGACAUGUCUGCAAAGGAGAGGCUGCUGCUUUGGACUCAGCAGGCCACUGAGGGCUAUGCCGGGGUCCGGUGUGAAAACUUCACCACUUGCUGGAGAGAUGGAAAACUAUUCAACGCCAUCAUUCAUAAAUACAGGCCGGACCUGAUAGACAUGAAUACUGUUGCUGUUCAAAGCAACCUUGCAAAUUUAGAGCACGCUUUCUAUGUAGCUGAGAAAAUUGGUGUAAUAAGACUUCUGGAUCCUGAAGAUGUGGAUGUCUCUUCACCUGAUGAGAAGUCAGUAAUAACAUACGUGUCCUCUCUCUAUGACGCCUUCCCGAAAGUGCCCGAAGGUGGUGAAGGCAUCGGUGCAAAUGAUGUUGAAGUCAAAUGGAUCGAAUACCAGAACAUGGUGAACUACCUCAUGCAGUGGAUCAGACACCACGUGACCACAAUGUCUGAGAGAACAUUUCCUAAUAACCCUGUAGAGCUGAAGGCACUUUAUAAUCAGUAUUUACAGUUUAAAGAAAAAGAAAUUCCACCAAAGGAGUCAGAAAAAUCCAAAAUUAAACGCUUAUAUAAGUUAUUAGAGAUUUGGAUAGAAUUUGGGCGUGUCAAACUCCUCCAAGGCUAUCAUCCAAAUGACAUAGAAAAGGAGUGGGGCAAGCUCAUCAUCGCCAUGCUGGAGAGAGAGAAGGCACUGCGCCCCGAAGUGGAGAGGUUGGACAUGCUGGUGCAGAUUGCCCACCGCGUCCAGAGAGACAGCAUCCUCUGCGAAGACAGACUGGGCCUGGCCCGGAACGCACUCCAGUCUGAUUCCAAAAGACUAGAAUCAGGGCUGCAGUUUCAGAAUGAAGCCGAGAUUGCCGGGUACAUCCUUGAGUGUGAAAAGCUCUUACACCAGCAUGUGAUUGACACGCAGAUUCUUCUUGAUGGAAAAUACUACCAGGCAGAUCAGUUGGUACAGAGGGUCGCUAAGCUCCGUGAUGAAAUUUUGGCCUUAAGGAGUGAGUGUGCCUCAGUGUACAGCAAAGGACGCAUGCUGACCACAGAACAAACAAAGCUCAUGAUAUCAGGAAUCACUCAGAGCUUAAAUGCGGGAUUGGCACAGACCUUAAACCCUUGUCUGAACUCAGGGCUGACCCAGAGUUCAACCCCUUCCCUGACCUCUUCCAGUGUGACUUCGGGCCUUUCCUCAGGGCUGACAUCCCGCCUCACUCCCUCAGUCACCCCAGUAUAUGCUCCUGGUUUUCCAGUGGGAUUAGUUCCAAAUUUCAGUUCAGGAGUUGAGCCAGCCUCCUUGCAGACUCCGAAACUGAUGCAGAUCCGAAAACCGCUCAUGAAGUCAGCUCUGAUGGAUCAGAAUUUAACAGAAGAGGAAGUCAACAUGAAAUUUGUCCAGGAUCUUUUGAACUGGGUUGAUGAGAUGCAGGUGCAGUUGGACCACACCGAGUGGGGCUCAGAUUUGCCAAGUGUUGAGAGCCAUUUAGAAAAUCAUAAAAAUGUUCACCGAGCUAUUGAAGAAUUUGAAUCUAGUCUUAAAGAAGCAAAAAUCAGUGAGAUUCAAAUGACAGCACCUCUUAAGUUAACUUAUGCAGAGAAGUUGCACAGAUUAGAGAGUCAGUAUGGAAAACUCUUGAAUACAUCUAGGACUCAGGAGCACCACCUCGACACGCUUCAUAAUUUUGUAACUCGGGCAACUAAUGAACUUAUCUGGUUGAAUGAAAAAGAGGAGGAGGAAGUUGCUUAUGACUGGAGUGAGAGAAAUACCAACAUAGCUCGGAAAAAAGAAUAUCAUGCUGAAUUAAUGCGAGAACUUGAUCAAAAGGAAGAAAAUAUUAAAUCAGUCCAGGAGAUAGCAGAUCAGCUACUUCUAGAAAAUCACCCAGCCCGUUUGACUAUUGAGGCCUACAGAGCAGCCAUGCAGACACAGUGGGGCUGGAUCUUACAACUUUGCCAGUGUGUGGAGCAGCACAUCAGAGAGAACGCUGCAUACUUUGAGUUUUUCAAUGAUGCCAAAGAAGCUGCUGAUUACUUGAGGAAUCUGAGAGAUACUGUCCAGCGGAAGUACAGCUGUGACCGAUCAAGCAGCGUCCACAGGCUGGAAGACCUCGUUCAGGAGUCCAUGGAAGAGAAAGAACAACUCCUGCAGUAUAAGAGUACAGUAGCCAGCCUGGUGGGCCGAGCAAAAACAGUAAUUCAGCUGAGACCAAGGACUCCCGAUUAUCCACUCAAAACCUCUGUCCCCAUCCAGGCUCUCUGUGACUACAGACAGAUUGAGAUAACUAUUUACAAAGAUGACGAGUGUGUGCUGGCAAACAACUCUCACCGUGCCAAGUGGAGGGUCAUCAGCCCAACAGGGAACGAGGCAAUGGUCCCUUCCGUGUGCUUCACUGUGCCUCCACCCAACAAAGAUGCAGUCGACUUUGCAAACAGAAUUGAGCAGCAGUAUCAGAAUGUCCUGGCUCUUUGGCAUGAGUCUCACAUAAACAUGAAGAGUGUGGUAUCCUGGCAUUACCUUCUCAGUGAAAUUGACAAGAUACGAGCAAGCAGCGUGGCUUCAAUCAAGACCAUGCUGCCCGGUGAGCAUCAGCAAGUCCUCAGUAAUCUGCAGUCUCGGUUUGAAGAUUUCCUGGAAGAUAGCCAAGAAUCUCGGGUGUUUUCAGGCUCUGAUAUAACACAGCUAGAAAAGGAGGUUAACGUGUGCAAGCAGUACUAUCAAGAACUCCUUAAGUCUGCAGAAAGAGAGGAACAAGAGGAGUCCGUUUAUAAUCUCUAUAUCUCUGAAGUUCGGAACAUCAGACUUCGCCUGGAAAGCUGUGAAGAUGGGUUGAUCAGGCAGAUCCGAACCCCCCUGGAACGAGAUGACCUACGUGAGAGUGGAUUCCGAAUCACAGAGCAGGAGAAACUAAAGAAAGAGCUGGAGCGACUUAAAGAUGACUUGGCAACAAUCACAAAUAAAUGUGAAGAAUUUUUCAGUCAAGCAGCUGCCUCUCCCUCUGUACCCACCCUGCGGUCCGAGCUGAGCGUGGUUCUUCAGAGCAUGAACCAUACCUACUCCAUGUCCUCCACUUACAUAGAGAAGUUGAAAACCAUUAAUUUAGUAUUGAAAAAUACUCAAGCUGCAGAGGUUCUUGUAAAACUCUAUGAAAGCAAACUCUGUGAAGAAGAAGCAGUUGUGGCUGACAAGAACAAUAUUGAGAAUCUAAUGAGCACUCUAAAGCAAUGGCGAUCUGAAGUGGACGAGAAGAGGGAGGUGUUCCACUCUUUGGAGGAUGAGCUGCAGAAAGCAAAAGCUAUUAGUGAUGAAAUGUUCAAGACAUACAAAGAACGGGACCUUGAUUUUGACUGGCACAAAGAAAAGGCAGACCAGUUAGCUGAGAGGUGGCAGAAUGUUCACAUGCAGAUCGACAACAGGCUGCGGGAUCUGGAGGGCAUCGGGAGAUCACUGAAGAACUACAGAGACACCUAUCACCCGUUAGACGACUGGAUCCAACAGGUUGAAACUGCGCAGAGAAAGAUUCAGGAAAAUCAGCCUGAAAACAGCAAAACUUUAGCCACACAGUUGAACCAACAGAAAAUGCUGGUGUCUGAGAUAGAAAUGAAACAGAGCAAAAUGGACGAGUGCCAAAAAUAUGCAGAGCAGUACUCCGCAACAGUGAAGGACUAUGAAUUACAAACAAUGACCUACCGGGCCAUGGUAGACUCUCAACAGAAAUCCCCUGUGAAGCGCCGCAGAAUGCAGAGCUCUGCGGAUCUCAUUAUUCAAGAGUUCAUGGACCUGCGGACUCGGUACACUGCCCUGGUCACUCUCAUGACCCAGUAUAUUAAAUUUGCUGGUGACUCACUGAAGAGGCUGGAAGAAGAGGAGAAGUCUCUGGAAGAAGAAAAGGAAGAACAUGUUGAAAAAGCCAAAGAAUUGCAGAAAUGGGUGUUAAACAUAAGCAAGACCUUAAGGAACGGAGAGAAGGCUGGGAAACCUCUCUUCUCUAAGCAGAAGAUUUCCAGUGAGGAAAUAUCAACCAAGAAGGAACAAUUAUCUGAAACACUUCAAACCAUGCAACUCUUUCUGGCUAAACAUGGAGACAAGAUGACGGAAGAAGAAAGACUCGAACUGGAAAAACAAGUGAAAACUCUUCAAGAAGGUUAUAAUUUAUUAUGUAGCGAGUCUCUGAAGCAGCUGCAAGGAUCACAACCUUUGGGAGAUGUGAUGAUGGAUGAGAAGCUGGGGAGAGUGAUUGCGGGCACCAUUGACCGGACAACUGGAGAAGUCCUCUCAGUGUUCCAGGCUGUUCUGAAGGGGCUCAUUGAUUUUGACACGGGGGUCAGGUUGCUUGAGACACAGCUAAUGGUUUCUGGCUUAAUUUCACCAGAAUUAGGAAAGUGCUUUGACCUCCACGGUGCCAAAAGUCAUGGCCUUAUUGAUGAGCAGUUCCUGUGCCAACUUGAAGAAGUAAACAAAGCCAAGCAGGUUAUUUCUGCAGUGCCAUCCACCACGAUCCCUGUCCUAGACGCCCUGGCUCAAGGUCUCGUGUCAGAAGCCGUGGCCAUUAAAGUUCUGGAGAUGCUGCUUGCCUCGGGUGUUCUGGUUGCUCCAGCCACGGGGGAACGGUGGACUCUACAGAAGGCUUUGCAGCAGAACUUGAUCUCCUCAACACUGUUUGCAAAGGUGCUGGAAAGGCAGCACAUGCACAGAGAUCUUAUUGAUCCUUGGACCUCUGAGAAGGUAUCCUUACUGGAUAUGGUGCAAAGAAGUAUUUUACAGAAAGACACUAGGAUGUGGCUUCUUCCGGUGAGAUCACAAGAAGGAGGGAGAAUAACAUUAAAAUGUGGGAGAAGCCUGAGCAUUUUGAGAGCAGCCCAUGAAGGUCUCAUAGACAGAGAGACCAUGUUCAGGUUACUGGGUGCACAGCUUCUCUCUGGUGGUCUGAUUGAUUGCAACUCUGGUAAAAAAAUGACUAUAGAAGAAGCCAUGGCAGCUGGGGUGAUUGACAGAGACACUGCCCACGGCAUUCUCAUGUACCAGAUUCAGACAGGUGGAAUCAUCCGUGCAAACCCUGCAGAGCGCCUGACGGUGGACGAAGCCGUCCAAUGUGACCUCAUCACUUCCAGCAGUGCUCUCUUGGUCCUCGAGUCUCAGCGGGGCUAUGUUGGGCUCAUUUGGCCCCACUCAGGUGAAAUAUUCCCAACAUCAUCAUCUUUGCAUCAAAACCUGAUUACAAAUGAGUUGGCUUACAAAAUCCUGAAUGGCAGGCAGAAAAUAGCUGCCCUUUAUAUCCCAGAAAGCUCUCAAGUCAUUGAUUUGGAUGUUGCUAGGCAGCUAGGAAUUAUAGGUGAUAGCACAGCAUCAGUCUUAAAGAACAUAAUACUACCAGAUAAAAUGCCAGACUUAGGAGAUUUAGAAGCUUCUAAAAAUGCUAGAAGAUGGCUCUCAUUUUGUAAAUUCCAUCCAUCUACAGUUCAUGAUUACAGGCAAGAAGAAGAUGCCUUGGAUGGUGAAGAGCCAGCAGCACCUCAGAGCUCAGAACAAACCAGAAGGUUAUUCCUAUCUUACUUGAUGGUUAAUAGCUACAUGGAUGCAAACACAGGGAAGCGGCUUCUGCUGUACGAUGGAGACUUGGAUGAGGCUGUAAGUAUGCUGCUGCAGGGCUGCAGCGCAGAGCCGGAUGCCGCGGUCGAUGCCGGGCUGCAGGGCUGUGUCACAGAGCCGGAUUCCGCUGUUGAUGCCGGGCUGCAGGGCUGCGUCACAGAGUUGGAGAAGGAUGUACUAGAGAAAGGAAAGCUUGAAGCCAUGACUUUCCUUCAUGAAUUUCUUAAUUUUCCAAGUGAAGAAAAGGAUGAGUGUUCAGCCUCACUAACUGGUGUUGCUAAAGGUCACUUCAAAGACCUUGAACAGCAAGAGACUUGUGAAAACAGAAAGUGUGCUAUGAAGGCAGAGUUUGGUGAAAUGGGAAAUAAUUUUAGUUGUAGUGAAAUAUAUCAGUCAGAAAACCUGGAAAAUACAAUAACAAGCAGUCAGAAAGUUAAUAAUUCAGCUGGUAUGUGUGUCCCCAAUCCUGUAUCCUACCUACCACUGAUGGGACUUGAAAAAACUGGCAAACUUAGACAUGACUCUGAAAACAGACCCAAAACCUGUGGAAACCAAAGUCAGCUCGAAACAAAGGACCAUGGAGAUCUCUGUGGCUAUUCUAACAUUGCAGGUGACCUGAUAACAGACCCUGUGGUGAAAUCAAAGACUUGUAGACUCUGGGAGCUGAGUGAGAGAGAGAACGAGGAUGCUGCAGAUGAGGAGUCGUCUUUCUUUGACUACUCUCCAAGGCUGAGUGCCUUGCUCAGUCAUGAUAAACUGAGGCACAAGCACAGAGACUUCCAUGGUGGACACACCCCAGAGAACAAGGAAAACAAAUGUGAAGCCUCUACAUUGUCAUUCAGUGACGAGCACAUGUUGGCAGAUCAAAGAAUGGGAGAAUGUUUUCAAGACCAGUUCCUGGGAAUUGCAGCAAUUAACCUCAGCCAGGGAAAUCACUCUGACGAUAGACCUUUAAACAUGGAUCUUAACAGUCCUCAAGAAUGUCGUGAUGUCAAAUACAUGUCAGGUAUUUGUGGUGAGAGCGGACAUCUUCCUAGUAUUUCUCAGAAGAAAUCCAAAGAAAAUCAACCUGACCUGGAAGCGGAAGAGUCCUGGACCCAAAGUCUGCGGUACGAUUUGGGUAAUGGCAACACAUCUGUUUCCGACAUGCUGUUGCAUGCAGGAACCAUCAGUGCAGGGGAUUAUGAAACGUCCCUGCUGGAUGAGCCACAGAGUGCGACGGGGACCGACACGGACAGUGACAGUUUCUAUGGCACUCCCUUGUGUGAGGAUGGUGACCAUGAUUCUCUGCUGCUUGAAGGCCAUGACGGCGACUGUUUGCGGCCUGAGGACUGUGACAUCAUGGAAGAGGAAAGCGGUGAGACCUCUCCUCCUGGAGAUGCGUUCUGUGACUCAGAAGAGAGCGAGUGCUCUGUGGAUCCCCUCGGGGGACAAGGUGACAGCUCAAGUGGGAGGGGUAAGGCGCGGUGUCCUUGGGCUCUUCUCUGCGGUGGUGAGAGAGACGAGUCCCAUGUUGAUGGCAGAGAACUUUCAAGCUCAGUUGGCUCAGAAGAGGCACGGGUGCUGUCCAUAGAAGCUGUCCACAGGGACGACGCCGAGGACUGGGGAGGUGAUGGGUCUGGCUCCUUGGUCAGUCACGAAACCGCCGGAAGGAAAGAGAGCACUGGUGCUUCCUCGGGAUGGGCUGGCACUGGUAGCUGGAGAGGGAGAAAAGAAGAGUAUGAAAGUGGGCAAGGGUCCCAGGCUGGUACGGGUCAUUUAGAUUCUGUGCAAAGGGAAGAAAGUUUCGAGGAUUGUGUAUGUGACAGUAAUGAUCAGGAAGAUGAUGACAGUGACUACUGUGAUGAUGGUGGGGGUGAUGAAGGAGGAGGUAUCGGAGCUGAGAUUCGAGAGUCCAUGUCCCAGGUGGAAGCAGAACGUGGUACUCACUUGUGUGCCACGGCUGUAAGGGAAGGCCAGCAGACCAACAAAAUGAUUCUGGAUGAAAUGUACAGUUACAGUUCUGUGAAACUGCAUAGUGUAAAUGCUUUACAGCAAGAAGCAACUCAUGCAAGUAGCUUAGCUACUGAAACAUGUAGCCUUCCAGAAUGUGAAACCGAGACUGUUGGAGAAACCAAAGACAGUCUGUUGAGUCAUGAGAUAGUCCUUCAAGAUAGAUUGCCACCGGUCACUGAAGACACUGGAUCAGAAAAGCACUUUACUCCUGCAGGUGCAUUACACACUACCAGUUCUACCUGUGAGUUAGCUAAUGAUUGGAUGCACAUACAUGUCAAGUCAGUGGAAAGACCAGAAUCUGCCCACUGUGUGAAAGAUGGUGAUCAGUAUCGAGAGAGGGCGGUAUGUUCUGAGCCUGAGUGGGCAGGAAUACCUUUUGAGGAAUGCCAGUUUUUACCCACAGCUGAGAUUGACAGAGAUUGCCAAGGAAGCAGAAAAGGCCCAGUUCUAGAGGAAGGUGGGGAAAGCAAUGUGUUAACAGAAGAGAGAACAUCAGUUCAGAAAAUGGGCACCGGUGGAGGAGAACUCCUGGACUAUCCAGAAGAUGAAGAAAAAUACCCUGAACUUUCACUGAAUAAAAGCACAAGAGAGAGUCUUGAUUUAGUUGAGAGUCGGUUUCCAUUUCCACAUUUCACAAAUGUUGAGGAAUUUAAUCAAAAAGGGAGUCUUAAAGCAACAAGUAUAACUCCUAAAGAUGAAGCAAAGAGUGUACAGACAAAGAUUAGUAAAAGUCCUGUUCAAUAUGUGAAUCUUGAGGAAAUAUUUGACACCUCAGUUUCCAAAGUGAUCAGUGAUGGCAUUGCUUUAGAUAUUACAGUGUCUAAAGGGAAUAAUGGUUCUGAGAAAGAUUCCUUCACUGAAGGACCCAAGGAAGAGCUUGAGCUCUCUACUCCUUUAAAACUUUGUGCUAGAAAUGUAGAAGCACAAAUUGGACUGGAGCAAAACAAAGAUAGGCCGAGCCACACCUUCGAAGCUGCGUGUUCUGAGAAAGAUUUCCGUAGUGCAGAGGAGUCAGCCCCUACUCAAGCCCACUGGGCUGUAAGUGAGAUAGCCCAGCAUGGUGAUCUUUGUGCUGAAGAAAGAGUCUCCCAAGGACGAAUAGAGAUCCCUCAGUUCACUGCAAAAAGUAAUGAAGCCACACUUCCAGUUCCACCUCUUAGGGGAAAUACCGAUUUUGGGCAGUCAAAGUUCUGCCUGAAGGGUGUGGAAAAUGACUCCACUAACACUUUGGACAUGGGCAGUUGUUCGAUGAAAACUAACAAUAGGAAAGAAAGAGCUGAUUUACAGCUCCCGAAAGAACUACCCUUGUCUCCAGGAGCUCAAGAAAAGGAAGCUCAUAUUCCUCAAUUGUCAGAGGUGCUCAUGGAAGAGGUAAAGAGCAUCUUAAAAAGCAGAUUGACUCAAGGGUGUAUGAAUCCUCAAGAGAUGGGAGACACUCCAGCUUGUGCAGAUGCUAAGAUUUUAAUUCAGAACUUGAUUCAAAGUGUUGUCUCAUCACAGUGGAUGAGUGAAGCAUCUGGUGUGCCCAUUAACUGUAGUAUCAUUGACUGCUCUGGAUCCCCCAUGCGAACCUCAUCAGAACCAAGGCCAGAGGGUACCAGUGACCCUUUCUGCAUUACAAAUCUGACGUUUGAACUUCUCCUCGAUAUGCUGAGACAAAAUCAGUAUAACCAGAAAAUUAUUGGAGCCUUGGAGUUGAUGAGAGAACUCGCCCCAGCUGACUGGGCUCUGGAGAGGGGAGCUGCUCCACCCCGAGUAUCUCCCCUGGAACUCGGAGGCCUUUUCUCCAGGUUGCUGGCUGCUGGGCCUUCAGUGACAGGAGGUGGGCUCGGAGACAUGAAUCAAAAGGCAUGCCCGCCCUCUGCAGUGGGGGGAGAAGAGCCACACAUUCCCGCUGACCUAAAGCUCAAAGAGGAAAACGACUGUCUCCUUACCUUACCAUCCAUAAAAAAAUCUGGACUAGAAAAUUCUCCCAUGAGUGUUUCAGCGUUGCCAAGAGAUAAGAGGCCGGAGGGGUCACGUGAUGUUUUGUCAGACCAUUUGGAUUGUGCUCCUGGGUUGAAAGAAACGCCUUCCAGAGAUAGCUUAAUGGGAAAAUUUUCCAGUGAAUUACAGCAAUGUGUGCAGCACACUGAAAAAAUGCAUGAGUAUCUGGCUUUGCUUCAAGAUCUGAACCCCCCACUAGACAACCAGGAUUCUGUGGGUAACAAUCUAGAAGCUUUAAAGAUUCAACUUAAACAGCUGGAGACAUUUAAAUUAGGAUUGGCUCCGAUUGCUGUGCUUUUAAGAAAAGAUUUGAAGCUGGCAGAAGAGUUCUUGAAGUCUCUUCCCAGUGACUUUUCCAGAAGACAUUGUGAGGAAUUGAGUGCCAGCCACCACAGGCUGCAGGCUACCUUUACUUCCCUCAGCAAUGCGUGCUCAGAAAGAAUACAGCAUAUCAUGCUUGCGAUUGACUCUGAAAUGUCUAAACUAGCCAUUUCCCAUGAAGACUUCCUGCGUAAACUUCAGUCCUUCUCAGACUGGGUGUCAGAGAGGAGUGGCGCUGCACGGGCCAUCGGGGCCGUGGAUGCCCGGGACACUGAACAUGGGAAGAAAAGCUUGGCAUUUCUGAAGGCAACGAUGAAAGACCUGGAGCGUGCCAAAGCUCAGCUGGAGGCAGCAGCCUUCGAUGUCCAGCUCUUCAUCUCUGAGCACGCCCCGGAUCUGUCUCCCGGCCAGAGCAGGCAGCUGCUGAGGUUCCUGAACGCCACUCAGAAGUGCUUUCUCGACGCACAGGAGUCUGUGGCGGCCCAGGUGGAAAGCUUAGAGACCCAGUUACAGCUCGAGCAGGACCGUGACGACCAGAAGGUGGUGGCUGAGCGUCAGCAGGAGUACAAAGAAAAACUCCAGGGGGUGUGCGACCUCCUCACCCAAACUGAAAACCGUCUGAUCGGCCACCAAGAAGCCUUCGUGACUGGAGAUGGCACAGUAGAGUUGAAGAAGUACCAGUCCAAGCAAGAGGAAUUACAGAAAGAUAUGCAAGGAAGUGCACAGGCAUUGGCAGAAAUAGUGAAAAACACAGAAAACUUCCUAAAAGAGAGCGGUGGGAAGCUGUCCCAGGAAGACAAGGCUCUGAUUGAGCGGAAGCUGAGUGAAGCGAAGGCCAAGUGUGAGCAGCUGCAUGUGAAGGCGGAGCAGUCAAGGAAGGAGCUGGACAAGGUCCUGACAACGGCGCUCCAGGAGGAGACAGAAAAGGUUGCAGCUGCUAGGCAGCUAGAAGAGAACAAAACUAAAAUCGAAAACCUUCUGGACUGGUUGGACUCUGAAAAGGCAGGGAAGGAACACACUCAGGGUAUCCAGCAGAAUGGGACCCAUUUUCAGGAAGUCAAUGGCAAGUCAGAGGUUGGAGAGGAGGACGAAGUCAAUGGGAACUUGCCUGGAACCGAUGCCAGUCGGCAAGUUGUGGGCACUGAGCAGCUUCUGGACCAGCAGUACCAGAAGGUCAAGGCCCAGCACGAGAAGCUCGUGGCUCAGCACCAAGCUGUCAUCAUUGCCACGCAGUCUGCACAGUCACUUCUUGAGAGGCAGGGCCAUCUCCUGGCCCCUGAGGAGAGGAAGAAGCUGCAGCAAAACAUGAAAGCCCUGAAAGCUCAUUACGAGACGGCGUUGACCGAGGCAGAGAGGAGGGUGAAGCUGACGCACUCUCUUCAGGAAGAGCUGGAGAAGUUUGAGGCGGACCACAGUGAGUUUGAACACUGGCUGGAGCAGUCGGAACAGGAGCUGGAGAACCUGGAGGCUGGGGCGGACGACUUCAGCGGUUUGAUGGCCAAGCUGAAGAGGCAGAAGAGUUUCUCUGAAGAUGUGAUUGCUCACAAAGGCGACUUGAGGUACAUCACCAUGUCAGGAAACAGGGCCUUGGAAGCUGCCAGGUCCUGUGGCCGGGGAGACCAGGGCAGCAUCGACACCUCUGCUGCCCACAGGGAGGUGCAGAGCAAGCUGGACCAGGCCACCGACCGCUUCAGGUCCCUCUACACUAAGUGUAGCGUCCUUGGAAAUAACCUUAAAGACCUGGUGGAUAAAUAUCAGCACUACGAAGAUGCUUCCUGUGGACUUCUUUCUGGGCUCCAGGCCUGUGAGGCUGCCGCAAGUAAACAUCUCUGUGAACCUAUUGCUGUGGACCCCAAAAAUCUACAAAGGCAGCUAGAAGAGACCAAGGCUCUGCAAGGACAGAUCUCCAGUCAGCAGGUAGCAGUAGAGAAGCUGAAGAAGACUGCUGACAUGCUUCUCGACGCCGGAGGGGUCUUGCUUCCAGCCAGGAACGACAUCCAGAGAACAUUGGACGACAUCGUCGGGAGAUAUGACGAUCUGUCCAGGUCUGUGAACGAGCGAAACGAAAGACUGCAGAUCACGCUGACGCGCUCGCUGAGUGUGCAGGACGGUCUCGAUGAGAUGCUGGACUGGAUGGGAAGCGUGGAGAGGUCACUGGCCGACCCGGGCCCGGCGCCCUUGAACGCCGCAGCCCUCCAGGAGCUCAUCACUAAGAACAUCAUGCUGGAGCAGGACAUGGCAGGGCGUCAGAGCAGUGUGAAUGCCAUGAGUGAGAAGGUGAAGACGUUCAUGGAGACCACAGAUCCCUCCACUGCUUCCUCACUGCAGGCAAAAAUGAAGGACCUAUCUGCCAGGUUUUCAGAAGCCAGGCAUAAGCACCAAGAAAGACUCGCCAAAAUGGAGGAGUUGAAAACCAAAGUAGAACUGUUCGAGAACCUCUCAGAGAAGCUCCAAACAUUCCUAGAAACAAAAGCUCAGGCCCUCAGUGAGGUAGAUGUGCCAGGGAAAGAUGUUUCAGAGCUGUCUCAGCACAUGCAGGAAUCAACUUCUGAACUCUUAGAACGCAAGAAGGAUCUUGAAGCUCUGCAUGGUCUCCUGAAGGAGAUAUGCAGCCAUGGCUUACCGGGAGAUAAAGCGCUCGUUUUUGAAAAGACAAAUAACUUGUCCAAGAAAUUCAAAGAAAUGGAAGAUAUCAUCAAAGAAAAAAAACAAGUUCUAACUUCUUGUCAAGAACAGCUAGAAGCUUUCCAAGUCCUUGUUAAAACACUGAAGUCAUGGAUAAAAGAAACAACAGAGAAAGUUCCUGGAGUGCAGCCUUCCCUGGGUGCUAAGGAUUUAGAAAGAUCUCUGGAAGAAACUCAGAAAUUACAGGAAGAGUGGAGUUCAAAAAGUACAGACAUUCAGAAAGUCAGCAGUAGUGGGUCCUCUCUGUGUAACCUCAUGAGCACCUUGAGCACGCCAGCCAAAGCCAUGGCUGCAGCUAAACCAGGUGGAUUAAUAUUAAAUGGUGAAGGAACAGAUUCAAACACCCAAGAUUUUUUGGCAAAUAAAGCUUUAACAUCCAUUAAAAAGGACAUGACUGACAUAAGCCAUGGCUAUGAAGACCUUGGCCUCUUACUCAAGGACAGGCUGGCAGAACUGAGCUCUAAACUCUCCAGAUUGCAACGGGCUCAGGAAGAAUCAAGCACAAUGAUGCAGUGGUUACAGAAAAUGAAUAAAACUGCCACAAAAUGGCACCAGACACCAACACCUACCGACGUGGAAGGUGUGAAGACUCAGGUUGAGCAGAACAAGUCAUUUGAAGCAGAACUGAAGCAAAAUGUAAACAAGGUUCAGGAAUUGAAAGACAGACUGACAGAGCUAGUGGAGGAGAGUCCUGAGUCUCCAGAGGCCCCCAAGUGGAAGCGCAUGCUGACGGAGAUAGAUUCCAAGUGGCAAGAACUCAACCAGUUGACAAUUGAUAGACAGCAAAAGCUGGAAGAAUCCUCCAAUAAUCUAACCCAAUUCCAGACUGCAGAGACCCAGUUAAAACAGUGGCUUGUGGAGAAGGAGCUGAUGGUCAAUGUCCUGGGACCCUUGUCAACUGACCCAAACAUGCUGAGCACGCAAAGACAGCAGGUGCAGAUCCUGUUGCAAGAAUUUGACACGCGGAGGCCUCAGUAUGAGCAGCUGGUGGCUGCCGGGCAAGGCAUCCUGAGCCGACCUGGAGAGGACCUCUCCUCACAUGGUGUGGUGAAGGAGCAGCUGGCCACUGUGACCCAGAAGUGGGAUGGUCUGACGGGACAAUUGAGUGACAGGUGUGAUCGGAUUGACCAAGCCAUUGUGAAGAGCACCCAGUAUCAGAGCCUGCUGCGAAGCCUUUCCGAUAAGCUGGCCGAGCUGGACAGUCAGUUCUGCCUGGCCGUGAGUGCCCAUCCGGGCGCUGUGAACCAGCAGCUGGAAAUGGCCCAAAAGCUGAAGCAGGAAAUAGAGCAAGAAAGGAAGCAGAUAAAAGCGGCCCGGGCACUCAGCGAGGACCUGUCAGCACUGGUUAGAGAGGAGUACUUGAAAGCGGAGCUCACCAGGCAGCUAGAGGGCGUCGUGAAGUCAUUCAAUGACAUCGAGCACAAAGCAGAGAAUCACGUCCAGCACCUUCAGUCAGCCUGUGCAAGCUCUCAUCAAUUUCAACAAAUGUCCAGAGACUUCCAGACUUGGCUGGAUACCAAGAAAGAAGAGCAAGUCAAGUUUCACCCAAUAUCAGCUAAACUUGAUGUCCUGGAGUCCUUAAUUAAAGAUCAGAAAGACUUUGGCCAAACUUUGACUGCCCAGUCGACUGUUUAUGAGAAAACCAUCGCAGAAGGUGAGAAUCUGCUACUGAAAACGCAAGGAGCUGAGAAGGCAUCCUUACAGCUGCAGCUCAACACCAUUAAAACCGCCUGGGAUGGACUCAAGCAGCAGGCCAGGGAAAGAGAGAGCAAGUUACAGGAUGCUUUGGAGAAAGCGCUCAAGUACAGAGCGCAUCUGGAGACCUUGCAGCCCUGGAUCGAGGCGUGCCAGCACAGUCUGAACCAAGUGGCAUUCCGACUAGAUCCCGCUGACACUGAGAACUCUCUCGCUAAGUUAAAAUCUCUGCAGAAGGAAAUGGACCAGCACUUUGGUACAGUGGAGCUCUUGAGCAGCACAGCUGAGUGUCUGCUCAGCGUGUGCGAGGUGGACAAGGAGACUGUUAAAGAUGAGAGCACCUCUGUGGUCCAGAAGGUCCGCCUAGUCACCGAGCAGCUUCACAACAAGAAGUCCUCCCUGGAGAACAUGGCCCAGAGGUGGAAGGAGCUCCAGGAAGUUUCCAGAGAUGCUGAAAGGCAGCUGCAGUGUGCAAAGGAACAGCUGAGUGUCCAUGACUCUCUAGGCCCCCAGGCUCACAGCAGCAAGCAUCUGAGCAUGCUGCAGGCUCAGCAGAGGUCACUGCAGGCCGUGGGGCAGCAGGUGGACCUGGCCAGAAGGCUUGUCCAAGACCUCGUGGUGGGGGCCACGGACGCAAAUGGUGCUGCGGAGGUUUUACUGCAGGCAGAGACGUUGGCCCAGGAGCACAGCUCACUGAGCCAGCAGGUGGCAGACAGGUGUUCCUUUCUAGAGACCAAACUUCAAGGCAUCGGACACUUCCAGAAUUCCAUCCGAGAAAUGUUCUCCCAGUUUGCAGAGUGUGAUGAUGAGUUGGACAGUAUGGCCCCCGUGGGGAGAGACAUGGACACACUGCAGAAUCAAAAGGAGGCCAUCCAAGCCUUUCUGAAGAAGCUAGAAGCCCUCAUGGCGAGCAACGACAAUGCUAAUAAAACCUGCAAGAUGAUGCUGGCCUCGGAGGAACCCACUCCGGACCUGGUGGGAAUCAAAAGGGACUUGGAGGCCUUGAGCAAGCAGUGCCACAAGCUGCUGGAUCGCGCGCAGGCCCGCGGGGAGCAGGUGGCGGGGACCACCGAGCGUCUGGGCCAGUUCUACAGCAAGCUGAGAGACUUCUCUGACCAGCUUCGGAAGGCAGAGGAGAGCGAGGAAUCCCAGGGUCCUGUUGGCAUGGAAACAGAGGCCAUCAAUCAGCAGCUUGAGACAUUCAGGGCAUUCCAGAAAGAAGAGAUCGAGCCCCUGCAGGGGAAGCAGCAGGACGUGAACUGGCUGGGCCAGGGCCUCAUUCAAAGUGCGGCCAAGGGCACCAGCACGCAGGGCCUGGAGCAGGACCUGGACGCGGCCAACGUGCGGUGGAAGACUCUCAACAAGAAGGUGGCCCAGCGGGCGGCGCAGCUGCAGGCAGCCCUGCUGCACUGCGGGCGGUUCCAGGACGCCCUGGAGUCCCUGCUCAGCUGGAUGGCAGACACUGAGGAGCUGGUGGCCAAUCAGAAGCCUCCCUCCGCAGAGUUCAAAGUGGUGAAGGCCCAGAUACAGGAGCAGAAGCUUCUCCAAAGAUUGUUGGAUGACCGCAAGUCUACCGUGGAGGUUAUCAAGCAGGAGGGAGAAAAGAUGGCUGCCACUGCAGAGCCUGCGGACAGGGCAAAGGUGGAGAAGCAGCUGGGCCUGCUGGACAGCAGAUGGGAGGCCUUGCUGGAGAAGGCUGAGGCCAGGAACCGUCAGUUGGAAGGCAUCUCGGUGGUAGCCCAGCUGUUUCAUGAAACCUUAGAACCGCUGAAUGACUGGCUGACGACCGUGGAGAAGAGGCUGGCGAACUGUGAACCCGUAGGAACCCAAGCAUCCAAACUGGAGGAGCAAAUUGCCCAGCACAAAGCCUUAGAAGAUGACAUCAUCAUUCACAGUAAACAUUUACACCAGGCUGUUAGCGCUGGCCAGUCCUUAAAGGUUUUGAGCUCCAGGGAGGAUAAGGAUAUGGUGCAGAGUAAACUAGACUCCUCGCAAGUGUGGUACAUUGAGAUUCAAGAGAGAAGUCACAGCAGGUCUGAGCUCCUCCAGCAGGCCUUAUGUAAUGCUAAGAUUUUCGGGGAGGAUGAAGUUGAGCUGAUGAACUGGCUGAACGAAGUGCACGGCAAGCUGGGCCAACUGCAGGUCCGGGAGUGCAGCCCCGAGGGACUGCGGAAACAGCGGGCCGAGCUUCGGGUUCUACAAGAAGACAUCAUGCUCAGGAAACAAAGUGUGGAUCAGGCACAACUAAAUGGCUUAGAACUACUCAAACAAACCACAGGUGAUGAAGUUCUAGUCAUCCAAGAUAAAUUGGAAGUCAUUAAAGCAAGGUACAAAGACAUUACAAAACUGAGCAGCGAUGUGGCUGAGACUCUGGAGCAAGCCCUGCAGCUCUCAGGGCGGCUGCAUACCACACACGAGGAGCUGAGCACCUGGCUGGGCCAAGUGGAGGUGGAAAUGCUCUCCUUCGAGUCACAGGUCCCGAAAGCAGAUGCGGGCCAGGUGCAGGCGAGACAGAAGGAGCUGAAAAAGGAAGUUAAGAACAACAAAGCCUUCCUGGACUCCCUGAAUGAAGUGAGCACUGCCUUGCUGGAGCUGGUCCCCUGGAGGGCCAGAGAGGGGCUGGAGAAGAUGGUAGCCGAGGACAAUGAGCGCUACCGGUUGGUGAGCAACUCCAUCGCUCAGAAGGUGGAGGAGAUUGACGCCGCCAUUCUCCGGUCACAGCAGUUUGACCAGGCGGCUGAUGCUGAGCUGACCUGGAUCAGCAACACACAGAAGAGACUGGUGUCCCUGGGCGACAUCAGGCUGGAGCAAGACCAGACCUCGGCCCAGCUGCAGGCCCAGAAGACCUUCACCAUGGAGAUUUUGAGACACAAAGAUAUUAUUGAUGAGCUUGUAAAAUCUGGGCACCAAAUCAUGACCACAUGCACUGAAGAGGAAAAGCAAUCAAUGAAGAAAAAACUGGACAAGAUACUGAAAAACUAUGAUGCCAUAUGCCAGAUAAACUCAGAGCGGUAUCUGCAGCUCGAACGGGCACAGUCGCUGGUGAGCCAGUUCUGGGAGACAUACGAAGAACUCUGGCCGUGGCUGACAGAAACCCAAAGAGUGAUCUCUCAGCUUCCGGCCCCUGCUCUCGAGUAUGAAACGCUGAGGCAGCAGCAGGAGGAGCACCGGCAACUGCGAGAGCUGAUAGCGGAGCACAAGCCCCACAUCGAUAAGAUGAACAAGACCGGGCCCCAGCUGCUGGAGCUGAGCCCCGAGGAGGGCUUCUCUAUCCAAGAGAAGUACGUGGCCGCUGAUGCCCUUUACAGCCAAAUUAAAGAAGAUGUCAAGAAGCGAGCUGUGGCCCUGGAUGAAGCGGUCUCCCAGUCGACCCAGUUCCAUGACAAGAUCGACCAAAUCCUGGAGAGCCUGACGCGCACAGCAGAGCGACUCCAGCAGCCACCGUCCAUCUCUGCGGAGGUUGAGAAGGUCAAGGAGCAGAUCAGUGACAACAAGAAUGUGUCCAUGGACAUGGAAAAGCUGCAGCCCUUGUAUGAGACACUCAGGCAGAGGGGUGAGGACAUGAUUGCCAGGUCUGGAGGCCCCGACAAGGAUGUCUCUGCCAAAGCUGUGCAGGCUAAACUUGACCGCAUGGUUUCUGUCUGGGAGAACAUCCACGCGCUGGUGGAAGAACGGGAGGCCAGACUGCUGGACGUGAUGGAGCUCGCAGAGAAGUUUUGGUGUGAUCACCUGUCUCUGGUCGUUACCACUAAAGACACUCAAGACUUUAUCCGUGACCUGGAGACCCCCGGCAUUGACCCCUCCAUUGUGAAGCAGCAGCAGGAAGCAGCAGAGGCCAUCAGAGAGGAAGUGGAUGGGCUGCAGGAGGAACUGGCUGUGGUCAUUAGCCUGGGCUCUGAGCUCAUUGCCGCGUGCGGGGAGCCCGAUAAACCCAUCGUGAAGAAGAGUAUAGAUGAGCUAAAUUCAGCAUGGGACUCUCUAAACAAAGCUUGGAGGGACCGGAUCGACAAACUCGAGGAGGCCAUGCAGACUGCAGUUCAGUACCAGGACGGACUACAGGCAGUCUUUGACUGGGUAGACAUUGCGGGUGGGAAGUUAGCUUCGCUGUCUCCCAUCGGAACAGAUCUCGAAACUGUCAAGCAGCAGAUUGAAGAGUUAAAGCAGUUUAAGUCAGAGGCCUACCAACAACAGAUAGAAAUGGAAAGGCUGAACCAUCAGGCAGAACUUCUGCUGAAGAAAGUGACGGAAGAGAGCGACAAGCACACGGUGCAGGACCCCUUGCUUGAGCUGAAGCUGAUCUGGGACAGCCUGGAUGAGAGGAUUGUCAGCAGACAGCACAAGCUGGAGGGCGCCCUCCUCGCGCUGGGUCAGUUCCAGCAUGCCCUGGACGAGCUGCUGGCCUGGCUGACACACACCGAGGGCUUGCUCGGCGAACAGAAGCCCAUUGGAGGGGACCCGAAAGCCAUUGAAAUCGAGCUCGCCAAGCACCACGUGCUCCGGAAUGAUGUAUUCGCUCAUCAGUCCACCGUGGAGGCUGUGAACAAAGCAGGAAAUGAGCUCAUCGCAUCCAGCGCAGGCGAAGAAGCAAGCAGUCUCCAGCACAAGCUACAGGGUUUAAAUCAACGCUGGCAGAGUGUUUUGGAAAAAACAGAACAAAGAAAACAGCAGUUGGAUGGUGCAUUGCACCAGGCCAAAGGUUUCCAUGGUGAAAUUGAAGAUUUGCAGCAGUGGCUGGCUGACACGGAGCGUCACCUGUUGGCAUCCAAGCCUCUGGGUGGUUUACCAGAAACCGCCAAGGAACAGCUGGAUGCCCACACGGACAUCUGUACUGCCUUUGCUGCCAAAGAAGAAACGUACAGGAGUCUGAUGCAGAGGGGCCAGCAGAUGCUGACAGACUCUGCAGAGACCAACAUCAACCAAGACUUAACUCACCUGAGAGAGAAGUGGGAGUCAGUGGAGACCAAGCUCAAGGAGAGGAAAACUAAGCUGGAAGAGGCACUCAGCGUGGCCGUGGAGUUCCAUACCUCCCUGCAGGACUUCAUCAACUGGCUCACCCAGGCCGAGCAGACUCUAAACCUGGCUUCUCGGCCAAGCCUUAUCCUCGACACAGUCUUGUUUCAGAUUGAUGAGCACAAGGUCUUCGCCAAUGAAGUAAAUUCUCACCGGGAGCAGAUCGUAGAACUGGACAAAACUGGAACGCACCUGAAAUACUUUAGUCAGAAACAAGAUGUUGUCCUCAUCAAGAACCUUCUGAUCAGCGUGCAGAGCCGGUGGGAGAAUGUGGUCCAGCGGUUAGUGGAGAGGGGACGGUCCCUGGACGAGGCGAGGAAGCGGGCCAAGCAGUUCCAUGAAGCUUGGACUAAACUCAUGGAGUGGCUGGAAGAGUCAGAGAAGUCUCUGGAUUCGGAACUGGAGAUCGCAAAUGAUCCAGACAAAAUAAAGAGCCAGCUGGCCCAUCACAAGGAGUUUCAGAAGUCCCUUGGUGCCAAGCACUCGGUCUAUGAUACCACCAACCGCACCGGACGCUCCCUGAAGGAGAAAACUUCCCUGGCUGAUGACACCCUGAAACUGGACAACAUGCUCAGUGAGCUCCGGGACAAGUGGGACACCAUCUGUGGGAAAUCCGUGGAGAGACAAAACAAGCUGGAAGAGGCGCUGCUGUUUUCUGGACAGUUCACAGACGCACUGCAGGCCCUCAUUGAUUGGCUGUACAGAGUGGAGCCCCAGCUGGCCGAGGACCAGCCUGUCCAUGGAGACCUGGAUUUAGUGAUGAAUCUAAUGGAUAAUCACAAGGCCUUCCAGAAAGAGCUGGGGAAGAGAGCCAGCAGUGUGCAGGCGCUCAAGCGCUCAGCCCGGGAGCUGGUGGAAGGCAGUCGGGACGAUGCAUCGUGGGUCAAGGCACAGAUGCAGGAGCUGGGCGCGCGCUGGGACUCGGUGUGUGCACUGUCUGUCUCCAAGCAGACGCGCCUGGAGGCGGCCCUGCGCCAGGCAGAAGAGUUCCACUCUGUGGUCCACGCGCUCCUGGAGUGGCUGGCCGAGGCCGAGCAGACCCUGCGCUUCCACGGCAUUCUCCCAGAUGAUGAAGAUGCUCUCCGGACUCUCAUUGACCAGCAUAAAGAAUUCAUGAAGAAACUGGAAGAGAAACGAGCUGAGCUCGGCAAAGCCAGCAGCAUGGGCGACGCCGUCCUGGCCCUCUGCCACCCCGACUCCAUCACCACCAUCAAGCACUGGCUCACCAUCAUCCGGGCCAGGUUUGAGGAGGUGCUGGCCUGGGCAAAGCAGCACCAGCAGCGGCUGGCAGGCGCCCUGGCCGGGCUCAUCGCUAAACAGGAGCUGCUAGAGGCGCUGCUGGCCUGGCUGCAGUGGGCCGAGACCACACUCAGUGACAAGGACAAAGAGGUCAUCCCUCAGGAGAUCGAGGAGGUGAAGGCACUCAUCGCUGAGCACCAGAUGUUCAUGGAAGAAAUGACGAGAAAACAGCCUGAUGUUGACAAAGUCACGAAGACAUACAAGCGGAGAGCAGCCGGGCCUUCCUCCUUGCAGUCCCACAUCCCCGUCCUGGAGAAGGGACGGGCAGCAAGAAAACGCUUGGCCGCAUCAAGCUUCUACCCCUCGGCAUCGCAGACCCCGAUCGAAACCAAGAAUCCCCGAGUGAACUUGCUGGUGAGCAAGUGGCAGCAGGUCUGGCUCCUGGCCCUGGAGCGAAGGAGGAAGCUCAACGAUGCCCUGGACAGGCUGGAGGAGCUGAGAGAAUUUGCCAACUUUGAUUUUGAUAUCUGGCGGAAAAAAUACAUGCGGUGGAUGAACCACAAGAAAUCUCGAGUGAUGGAUUUCUUCCGGAGAAUCGACAAAGACCAGGAUGGGAAGAUCACGCGGCAGGAGUUUAUUGAUGGGAUCCUCUCCUCAAAAUUCCCCACCAGCCGACUGGAGAUGAGCGCAGUUGCAGACAUCUUUGACCGCGAUGGGGAUGGGUACAUUGACUACUACGAGUUCGUGGCUGCCCUGCACCCAAAUAAAGAUGCGUACAAGCCCAUCACAGACGCUGACAAAAUCGAGGACGAGGUCACGAGGCAGGUGGCUAAGUGUAAGUGUGCAAAACGAUUUCAAGUUGAACAGAUUGGGGACAACAAGUACAGGUUCUUCCUGGGAAAUCAGUUUGGAGAUUCCCAGCAGCUGCGAUUGGUGCGGAUCCUGCGGAGCACCGUGAUGGUUCGUGUCGGAGGCGGGUGGAUGGCGCUGGACGAGUUCUUGGUGAAAAAUGACCCUUGCCGGGUUCACCAUCAUGGGAGUAAAAUGUUACGUUCGGAAUCAAACUCUUCAAUUACUACCACUCAGCCUGCUAUAGCUAAAGGAAGGACCAACAUGGAGCUGCGUGAGAAGUUCAUUCUGGCAGACGGCGCCAGCCAGGGCAUGGCCGCGUUCCGCCCUCGGGGGCGCAGGUCACGGCCUUCGUCGCGAGGAGCCUCCCCCAACAGAUCCACAUCGGUGUCCAGCCAGGCCGGGCAGGCAGCUUCCCCGCCAGCCCCCGCCACGAGCACGCCCAAGGGCACCCCCAUCCAGGGCAGCAAGCUGCGCCUGCCCGGGUACCUGUCAGGGAAGGGCUUCCACUCCGGGGACGACAGCGGCCUCCUCACCACUGCAGCCGCCAGGGUCCGGACGCAGUUUGCCGAGUCCAAGAAGACCCCCAGCCGGCCCGGCAGCCGCGCGGAAAGCAGAGCCGGAAGCAGGGCCGGCAGCCGCCGCGGCAGUGACGCCUCCGACUUUGACAUUUCCGAGAUCCAGUCCGCGUGCUCAGAGGCAGAGGCCGCCCCCCCCACGCCCAGGCCUACGCCGCGCGCCGGCCCCCGGCCCUCCAAGAUCCCCACGCCCCAGAGGCGGCCGCCCGCCAGCAGACUGGACAAGGCCUCCAAGAGAUAGUGCAGCCAGCCCCCCCCAGCGAUGAUCAUUGGAGCGUGAACGAUGUAAAGUAGGGCGUAGAAUUACUGUGACAUACUGCAAGAGCAGAGUUUAAAGUUCUGCAGACGGCCUUAUUUGUGUAUCUGUCUUUUUAUUUGGUCUGCAUCCCUCGUGGUCAGACGCACUGGGGUUCAAGUCACAUCCUGUGUGACAGGAAGGAUGCGUGGAGCGGGGGCCGGCCCCACACAGCAGGUAAGUCUCGGCCUCCCCGACAGCCGCAACGCUGCGCGACGCUGCUCCGCAGGAAAGAUACCUCAGGAUGAUUCCUCGUUUCUCUUGGAAAUGCCAAAGCGUGGACAGAAAGACAACCAGGGAUAUCUUUUGAGAUGACUUCAGUGUCGAUCACGACAUGUGCGCGCUCGUGCCCGGCCGGCUGCCCGCGUCCGUGCGGGCCCUGCCGUCCCGGGGGCAUCUCUGCGCCGCUGCCCCCCACGCGCGGAGGCGCCGGCCACCACCUCUGAAGCUAUGAACAGCUCUAGCGUGCACGCGCGUGAACGCGAGGUUUGCUUUUGCUUGAAUGGACAGUAGCACCUGUAUCAUGGAACUCACCUUGUAGUAAAGCAAUUUUGCUUGCAAAAAAACAAAAGCUAUGAAAUAAAACAUGUCCCUAACUACAUUGCUAUGGAAUUAAUUUUUCCCCCUGGGAAAAUUGGUGUAUUUUUUUAUGAGCAGUAUCAAUUUGGAGAGACCAAAAGAUACUUUAAAAAUGGGUUUAUUUUGAUUUCUCAUCUAAAAUAAUCAUGUUCUGGUAUUAUAUCUACCUAUAUUUAAUAAAUAUAUACAUUUUAAUUUAUUAUGUAUACUCACAUCCUAUAGAAAGGUAUUAGUAUGCAUUAAUAAACAAUGUCACUUGAA